Molecule: messenger RNA, 1290 nt
Organism: Nomia melanderi (Alkali bee)
Lineage: Eukaryota; Metazoa; Arthropoda; Insecta; Hymenoptera; Halictidae
Product: odorant receptor 4-like
Biological process (GO): sensory perception of smell; detection of chemical stimulus involved in sensory perception of smell
Cellular component (GO): plasma membrane
Molecular function (GO): olfactory receptor activity; odorant binding
Source: RefSeq, a predicted model, not a curated record
AUGCACAAUCAAUUGUGUCUGGUUCCUCUUGGCGACCAGUCGCUCCGAAGCGUUCUGCACGUGAGCACGAUGCGCACUCUCAUUGUUCAAGAGCACAGCUCAAGGAAACCGCGCAACCCUUUCUACGAACAAGACAUAGUUCACGUUUUGAGGCACCCCAGAUGGAUCCUGAGAUCCAUCGGCAUCUGGCCGACCUUCUUAACCAGUCGCAGAAGGAUACUGCCGAGUUUCCUAAUCGGACUUUGCAACCUGUUACUGCUUUAUGCACUGAUACCGCUGUCUUUGCACAUCACGCUGGAGGAGAAGAACACCACGGUAAGAUUGCACCUUUGCGGACCGUUAAUAUUCAGCGUGGUGUCGCUGAUGAAGUACUGGGCAUUGGCCGCGUGCAAGCCGAGAAUCAAGCACUGCGUUGAGAGAUUGGAAAAUGAUUGGAAACAGGUGAAACACCAUGAGGACCGCGAACUGAUGCUGAAGUACGGCAACAUCGGUCGAAGUCUGACGUUGCAUUGCAUGGGGUUCAUGUACACUGGUGGCUUCAUGUACCAUGCUGUCCUGCAGAUCGCCAGCGGUUCGCACGUUGAUGAAAGGAAUCGCACCAUCAAGCCGAUGAUUUAUCCAACGUACAGCGGGAUCUACAACUCCCAAGAGAGUCCUGUGUACGAAAUGGUGUACGCUUCGCACCUGAUGUGUGGGUAUGUAGCCUACACCGUGACCGCAGGGGCCUGCGGAUUGGCCGCGACGUUCGCCACACACGUCUGCGGCCAGAUCGACGUGAUGAUGCACAGAUUGAACAACCUCGUCGAUCUGAAGAACAAGGGCGAAAUUGAUCGGCGAAUGAUACAGAUCGUCGAGCAUCAUAUUCGAACCUUAAGAUUCUCAGCAACGGUAGAGACGCUUCUGCAAGAAGUAUGCUUCUUGGAAUUCGUUGGUUCCAUUUUUUUGAUGUGUCUCCUCGAAUAUUAUAUUCUGAUGGAUUGGGGUAGCAAUACGUUGAGCUUCGUUACAUAUUUUGCGCUACUGAUAUCACUGAUGUUCAAUAUAUUUAUACUGUGCUACAUUGGUGAUCUUCUGGUAGAAAAGACUGGUAACGUUGGGAUAUCAUGUUUUAUGAUGGAUUGGUACAAAUUCCCCACUGAUACGAUACGGGCAUUAAUCAUGAUCAUCGGUACGUCAAGUAAUCCAGCGAAAAUCUCCGCUGGUCAAAUAAUUGUUUUAAACUUGGCCACUUUUGUAAAUAUUCUCAAAACGUCACUGGGUUAUCUAAGCUUACUCCGGACAGUCGCGUAA